AUGGAGAAAUAUUGCGCGCCGCUAAACUGGACCGUGGACUGGGGUCAACAACAAGGGCUGCCCCGAUGUCUUCAUUCGCUAAUUUUUGCAAAUGUUUUGAUCAUUUGCGCUUUCUAUCUUCAAGUAAAAUUAUGCUGCUGCAAGUCCAGGUACAAUUGCAUUGUCGACAAAAACUCACAGCGGAUGCAAAUAACGACCGUUCUCGCUGCUUUGAUCGCCUUCUUCGAGCUUGUCAAAGUAUGCGCUUUGCUGAUCAAAGUCUACGAAGCUUUCACUCCUUGGAUUUUUCUUCCACACUUUGCAGUGAUAAAAGGAUUCGUCAGCGUUGUCUUCAUCAAUUUGAAAACGCGCAAGUUUGUCCACAACGAUGUCGUUAUCUUCGUAGUUCUGAACUGGCUGUAUGGAAUUUCUGCGCUUUUGGGAUUGAACAAUGAAGAGUGGUUUUUUCAAAAAGAUGGGGAAUUCUCGUGGCCGGCGGAUCAGAUGGAAUUCACACUUUGGGUGGUGGAGAUUGUUCUCUCGAGUUUGAUGCUAAUUGCUACUAUUGGGCCUAACUUGGAGAUCAAGAUUCUACCUUCAGAAGACGGCCGGCUGUAUGUGCCUUUAGAAUCUGAGUCGCGAUUCCGUCAAUUUUUCUAUCGCUUGCGUUACAUGUGGGCAUUUACUUGGCCAAAGAGCAUUUUCGGGAGAUCGUCACUUCUUGUUUGCUUCUCAAUCAUGAUUGGUACCCGAAUAACUCUUGUUUUCCUUCCAAUCUUCACGAAGAAAGUGAUCGACCAGCUAUCUGUUACGACGCAGACGGAGGAAACUUUUCAAGAAAUCGCGGUCAAUGUCGGUAUUAUCAUCGUUCUCAAAGUGCUUACUGGGAACAAUGGUCUUUUUGGACAGCUAAAGGACAUUCUUUAUGUUCACGUGGAGCAAGAAUCGGAGAGGAAUAUACAGAUAACGCUUUUCGAGCAUUUGCAUAAUCUUCCCUACGAAUGGCAUAUCAAGCGCAAAACUGGCGACAUUCUUAAAAACGUCGAGCGUGGAUCAGCAGCCGUGAUGAAUCUCCUCGACUGGAUCUUUUUCAAGAUUGGACCGACUUUGCUCGACGUUCUCAUUGCGAUCAUCUUCUUUGGCGUCGCUUUCGACUGGCGAUUCUCGAUCAUUGUUCUUGUAACGGCAGCGUUGUACAUUGUUUCAACAAUUGGAAUUACAGAGAGGAGGACUAAAUACAGGAGAAAGAUGAUCGCAAUGUCCAAUUCGCAGAAUUCAAGAGCCAUCGACUCGUUGCUCAACUUCGAGCAGGUAAAGCUCAACUGCAACGAAAAGCACGAGACAAAACUGUAUGAAGACAAAAUCAAAAACUACCAGAAAGAAGAGCGCAAAGUCACCUACAGUCUCACAGUUCUCAAUACAGUACAGAAUGUUCUGAACAAUAUUGGCUUCGCGAUCGGCUCCCUCAUCGCCGUCCAGUCAGUUCUUGAUGGAAAAUACACAGUCGGAGAUUACGUUCUUUUCGGCACUUAUAUGGCCCAGCUUUAUACGCCGCUGAAUUUUCUUGGAACUUAUUACAGAAUUAUACAAGCAGCGAUCACGGAUACCGAGAAGCUCAUGGAUCUAUUAGCUGAGCGACCAGAGCCAAAAGAUCCAGAAGAGCCAAUUAAGCUGAAACAAGCGCCGCUAGAACUAUCUCUCGAAAAUGUUUCAUUCCGGUACGGCGAAGACGAGCGCGAAAUCCUCUCUUCCAUCAGCCUCACUGUUCCGCCUGGCGAAACAUGGGCGAUUGUGGGCACAACUGGUGGUGGUAAAUCGACCAUUGCUAGGAUUCUCCUUGGUCUGGUUGAACCAACAGAUGGCGCUGUCAAAGUCGGCGGGUGGAGAAUCAGCCAAUUGGGGCGAAAACAAGUGCGCAAAUUCAUUGGCACUGUUUCGCAAGACAUAACACUAUUCAACGAUACUAUUGAGGAAAAUAUCAAGUAUUCGAAAUUGACUGCGAAUGAAGAAGAGAUUCAAAAAGCCGUGGAAGUUGCUAAUCUCACUCCUUCAAAAUGGAAGAACGGGCUGCAGAGCGAAGUUGGCGAGCGAGGCCUGGCUCUGUCAGGAGGCGAGAAACAAAGAGUAGCGAUCGCGCGACUCCUUCUCAAAGCACCGAAAGCUGUCAUUUUGGACGAAGCAACUUCGGCGCUUGAUACAGUGACGGAAAAACAAAUUCACAAGGAGUUAUUGAAGGCUGUGGAAGGAGUGACCUGCCUGAUGAUUGCUCAUAGAUUGUCGACCAUCAUUCACUCGCAUAAAAUUUUGGUCAUCGACGAAGGAAAAAUUCAAGAAGAAGGUACGCAUUCUGAGCUCAUUGCUUUGGGCGGGACUUAUUCCUCUCUCUGGCAACAGCAAUCGGAGUACUCGGCUGACGACAGUACUGCCCCUGAGAAGUAA
Molecule: messenger RNA, 2418 nt
Organism: Oikopleura dioica
Lineage: Eukaryota; Metazoa; Chordata; Appendicularia; Copelata; Oikopleuridae
Source: the annotation of a GenBank genome assembly